Messenger RNA from Saccostrea echinata, 5759 nucleotides. Its product is annotated as multiple epidermal growth factor-like domains protein 6. The record is from RefSeq and is a predicted model, not a curated record. Gene Ontology annotation, molecular function: scavenger receptor activity. Lineage: Eukaryota; Metazoa; Mollusca; Bivalvia; Ostreida; Ostreidae. The transcript is spliced from 6 exons.
GUCUGAAGAGUGGUUGUCUGAAAAUUACAGAUUUAUUUCUAAAGGUGUCAGUCAUGCGUUCUCCUAUAAUACAAUUGAUUACCACAUUUUCCGUCACUGCUUAAUUAUGUAUGCGCGAAAAUGUUUCAAUGUUUUCUAAUCAAAAUAGUAUAGAUAAGACAGAUACACAGUAAAGCAGACAAUCAUGACAGGACAAAAACUAUUUAACGCAGUAACUGUCAUCCUGGCCGGCCUGAUUAGCAUGACGAAUGGGCAGUUUGGUACAAGACAUUCAUCACACCACGGAAUGGACGGGGAUGUCCGGUGUAUAUACUGUACGCCAGGAACUUGUGAUAACGUGACGGGCACGUGUGGAAAGUGCUUAGAUGGCUUCUUCGGGGAAAAUUGUAAACAGACUUGUCCCAACACAUGUUUGUCUUGUGACAAAACAGACGGCAAGUGCGAAUUUUGUGUCAAUGGCUGGUUUGGUGAGAAAUGUGAGCAGGAAUGUCAACAGUGUGAUACAUGUAAUAAAGCCACUGGAGCUUGUACCUCCUGUUUGUCAAAUAAAUGGGGAGAAAAAUGUCAAAAUCUGUGUGAAGAUGGCUGCCAGAGAUGUGAGGUCCUGACGGGGAAAUGCCAGGUUUGCGCAAGUGGGUUUUAUGGCGAACGAUGCAAUCUUAAGUGCAAUAUAUGCAGACAAGGCUUGUGCGAUCGACAAAGUGGAAAAUGCUUAUAUGGCUGCAAUGACGGACGUCACGGGGAAAAAUGUGAAAAGGAAUGCUCUAAAAACUGUCGAGUAUGUAACCAAGAUGAUGGAUCAUGUUUAAUGUGUGAUCCUCCACUUUGGGGAAAUUACUGUGACACCAAAUGCCCCACUAAUUGUGAUUAUUGUGAUAUUACUACGGGAGAUUGUCUAGAGUGUAACCCAGGUUUUUAUGGUAAAAACUGCACGAAUGACUGUAACAACUGUUUGGAUGGAUUUUGCGAGAAAGAUACGGGAUACUGCCAAGGUUCAUGUCUUGAUGGAUGGUUUGGUGCCAAGUGUGACAAGAAAUGUCUGAAGAAUUGUCGACGCUGUGCUGCUGCAGAGAAAUGUAUGCUUUGUAAUAAAGGAUUAGCUGGUGAACAAUGUGAUAUUAAGUGUCCAGCACGAUGUCCAACGUGUGCAACCGAUAUUCUCACAGGCGAUAUUAUGUGUAUGGAAUGUAACGGAGAGUUCAAAAUACCAGAAAAGAACUGUUCUUGUACGAGUAAAAAAUGCAUAAAAUUAAAAGAAAACAGUGUCGGGGGAUUCACAUGUGGAGAGUGUGCUAAAGGUUGGUAUUUGAGAGGAGGAACAUGCUGUCCAUGUCAUCGUUGUGCAGGAGGAAACCAAUUUUGCGAUGCAGGUGGCAAUUGUAAGAAUGGGUGCGAACCGAAAUAUUUCCCAGCAACUGAAGGUUGUGACCAGUAUUGCGACAUUCCUCACUGUACUUGGUGUGAAUCGUUCUAUGGACAUGGCAAAAUAUGUAAGGGUUGUGACCCUGGGCACUUUCUAAAGAAUGAUGGAUGCGAGCCCUGUAGUUCUUAUUGUAAGGGUGGUUCAUUGCGGUGUGAUCAGAAAACAGGGGUUUGUCUUGAUGGUUGUGAAACAGGAGGGUAUGGCGACAGAUGUGACUCUUUGUGCCCCGAUAAGCACUGUCCUCUACCUGUUUGUGACAUUCAAAAUUGUGAUGUUUGUGAAAAGUCCACAGACUCCGCCGCGCGAUGCUUAAAAUGCAAAACUGGAUAUCAUGUUUGGAAGGACAAUUGCAAGGCGUGCAGUCCUAACUGUUUAGGAGACGUUUGUGACGAAGUUACUGGUACAUGUACUAAAGGAUGCAAGCCCGGUUGGAAAAAGGGAUUAUGUAAUGUAAAGAGUAAGAAGAAAAUAAACCCAAGAGUCAAGAUUUGUAGAGGAAAUUGCUUUACCUGCGAUGCUAUGACUGGUGAAUGUGCAACUUGUGCAGCAGGGUCUUGGGGAUCACGAUGCAACAAAAUAUGCCCUGAAAAUUGCAGAACUUGUGACAUAAAGACUGGCAAGUGUGUUGUCUUAUGUAGCAGAUAUUGCAAGCAAACAGGCAAUGAGUUGUCUCCUUGUGAUAGCUUUACCGGCGAGUGCUUGAACGGCUGUGUGGAUGGCUGGGUAGGAAAAAGAUGUCGCUACAGGUGUGCUGGAAAUGGAAAGUGCAUAAUUACAAGGAAGCCCUUGCUGGAAACAAUGACUACAUGUACAUGUAUACAGUACAUGUUUCUGUAACUCGCAUGUACUUUGAUCAACUCACUUUAACAAGUGACAGUAGAUCAUGUAAUUUUUAAAACUUUUUUUUAUCAUACAGUUCAUGCCACAUGCCUGUACUGCGAACCCAAAACAUGCGACAACACGACAGGCGUUUGUGAGAGAUGCCUGAUAGGCUUCUAUGGUGAAAAGUGUGAGAACACAUGCCCGAAUACGUGCUCCACAUGUGAAAAAUCCAACGGGCGAUGUUUGACAUGCAUUGAUGGAUGGUUUGGUGAAAAUUGCAAUUUUGAAUGUAUUCACUGUUUUUCAUGUCACAAAGACUCUGGAGCAUGUACAUCAUGUCAGCCAAACUACUGGGGACCCCAGUGUCAGAAUGAAUGCGAAUACAAUUGUCACGUAUGUAGCAUAGAAAAUGGUCAGUGUAUUCAUUGUGCUCAGGGAUAUUUUGGAGAAGGGUGUACUAAUCAGUGUGGCCAUUGCCGCCGGGGUUUGUGUGACCGAGCCACUGGAACCUGUCAGUUUGGGUGUAACGAUGGUUUUCAUGGAGACUCCUGUGAAAAAACAUGCCCUCAGAACUGCAUGGUGUGUAACCAAACCGAUGGCGAGUGUUUGAUGUGCCAACCGAAUCUCUGGGGACGACAGUGUGAUUACACCUGUCCUACCAACUGCGACUUUUGUCAUGUAUCUACAGGCGAGUGUUUGGAGUGUGUAGAGGGAUACCAUGGAGAUAAAUGCCAGGAACAGUGUGGACAUUGUAUAGGUCUAGCUUGUGAAAAGGAUACAGGAUUUUGUGACUAUGGCUGUGAAGAUGGAUGGUUUGGGGGAAAAUGUGAUCAAAAAUGCAUUCAAAACUGUUCAAAAUGUACAUCUAAAGACGAAUGCAUGGUAUGUAUUCCCGGGUUAGCCGGGAGUAGAUGUGAUAUCAAAUGUCCUGAAAUUUGUUCCUCUUGUUCCCAAGAUAUGAUAUCUAACGAAAUUGUUUGUAGUGAAUGUGCUGCAGGAUAUAGCCAACCUCAGAAAAACUGUUCUUGUACAAUGUCCAAAUGCACUAAACCAAUGCUGACAUGGGCGGGAAGCUAUUGUGAUGAGUGUGAAGCUAACUCCGGGUGGUAUUUAUCACAAGGUGCCUGUUGUCCAUGCAAACAUUGUGCCGGUGGUAACCAGUUUUGUUCUAGUGAUGGAACCUGCAUUAAUGGCUGUGAACCUAACUACUAUCCAAAAGAUCAGGGAUGCGAUACUUUUUGCGAUUUGGAACACUGUAUCUGGUGUGAGCCCUUCUUUGGGUAUGGAAAAGUGUGUGUAGGGUGCGAGAGUGGAUACUUUCUGGAUAAGGAUGGUUAUUGUUAUUCUUGUAGUGAGCACUGCAAAGGAGGAUCAGAAAAAUGUCACACGACAACAGGUUCCUGUACGGAUGGUUGUGAAGAGGGAUGGUUUGGAGAUCGAUGCGAUUCCACCUGUCAUGAUGAACACUGUGCAGAGUGUGAUAAUACUGCAAACACGUGUCAGUCAUGCAAAGAUGGUUAUUAUGGUAAAUAUUGUUCGAAAACUUGUGCGACAAACUGUACAAAAUGUUCCAGAGAUACAGGAUCUUGUCUAGAGUGUGCUACAGGACGAUUUUCAGAGGAUUGUACAAAGACCUGUGAUAACUGUGUAAAGGAUGAGUGCGAUGUAUCCGGGAAAUGUCUACACGGCUGCAAGGAGGGAUGGUUUGGAAUGAAGUGUAACGAAAUGUGUAUGGAAGGAUGUUCAAAGUGUAGCUCUUUUGAAAUAUGUGAGGAGUGUUAUAAUGAAGCCGCCUUGUUAAAUGGAAAAUGUUAUAGCUCCUGUAGCAGAUGUAUUCAUAGUAGAUGUAGCGAAAAUGGUGAAUGUGAGUUAGGCUGUGUUGACGGAUGGUAUGGAAAGAAAUGUGAUCUUCCAUGUCCUAUUGAGUGUUCAAAGUGUAACUCCAGUGAUUCCUGUAUCUCUUGCUUACGUGGGUUUAAAUGGGAAGGAAAAAGAUGUAAAUCUACCUGUGAAAAUUGCAAAAACCAGCUCUGUUCAAGCGAUGGGGUCUGUGAUAAUGGCUGUAAUGAAGGCUGGUUUGGUAAAAAAUGUAUUGAGGAAUGUGUAAAAAGUUGUAUAUCGUGCGCAGAUGGUCACAACUGUGAAAAAUGCUUAAGUGGUUAUCAAUUAUCUGGGAACAAGUGCAUUGCUGGAUGUGAUUUCUGUCUUGAAGAAGAUUGUGACGUACAAAGAAACUGUCAUUUAGGUUGCAAAGACGGUCAUUUUGGUCCACAAUGUACUGGAUCAUGCAUGAAAGGUUGCCAAGUUUGCGACUCUGUUGAAAAAUGCACUAAAUGCUCUCCAGGAUUUCAAAUGGUCAAUAACUACUGCAAAGCAUCAUGUGCAAAUUGUGCAGACCGAUCGUGCAACACAGAUGAAGUGUGUUUAUCUGGCUGUGUAAAUGGUUGGUUUGGAAAUCGAUGUAACCAGAAAUGUGCACAAAAUUGUGCUUCUUGCAACUCAGAAGUUUGCUUGAAAUGCGAUACUGGAUAUGACCUUAAGGAUGGACAAUGCAGUAAGAAUUGUGAAAACUGUACCUCUUGUGGUGAAAAUUGCAUUUCAUGUAAACCAGGAUCAAACUCUAACGUUCAUUUUUGUACGAAAUGUAAGGAUGGUUAUUACAUUAGAUAUGGUGUGUGUCAGAAGUGCAGCAGUACAUGCAAGAAUAACGCCUGUGAAGGAACUACUGCACAGUGUUUAGACGGUUGUGUGGAGGGCUGGACAGGCUUACUGUGCAAUACUCCAAAGGAUGGCACAAAAAUACCAACCACAGAUUGCUUAGGAUCAUGUUUGACAUGCAAUCCAGCAACAAAACAAUGCACUUCCUGCAUUGCAGGAAUGUGGGGCAUAAACUGUGAGAAAAGAUGCCCCUCUAAAUGUGACACUUGUGACCAGCAAACAGGACAUUGCAUGGUUGUAUGCAGUAAAUAUUGUAGUAGGAAUGUUAAUUCAAUUUCAUGUAACAAUGUCACCGGGGCGUGUCUUCAGGGUUGUGAGGAUGGGUGGUACGGUGAUCAGUGCCAAAACAGGUGCCCCCCGAAUUGUAUAGAUGGUGUGUGUGAACGAACCCAGGGACAUUGUGUAACAGGCUGUGUACCGGGCUGGAAAGGAAUCACAUGUAGCGAUUCCAGUAAGACGACCGCUAUACCCAGCAUGGGAAUGAUUGCGGGGGCAGUAAUAGCAGCCAUAGUUGGAGUGGCUAUCAUCGUUUUAAUUACGUAUUUUUUCUGCUGCAGGAAAAAGAAGAGAGUUGAAAAGGAGGACGAUACUUACACUAGUAGUUCCUACCCUCCGUAUACAAAUAAUGGCUUUAUUUUAGAUUCUGUGAUGUAAAUUGGCUUAAUGUCUUUGUAAUAAUAAUUUUACUAUUUGUAUUUAUUGUUUUUAUUUACAUUUUUAGUAAAUUGUCUGGAAUUUAGUGUGAAUAAAUUAAAUGCUAACAUGUGUGCAGUAUGGUGGCUAACUUGAAUAACUU